UCUAAGGUUAUCCUACAGGACCGUCCUAGCACUGUUUUCUUUUGGGUGCAUUCUUGUACUUGGUUUCAUUAUGAGUGAGCUUUCAAAUAGACAAAUGAUAGUUAGGACCGUGUUCCAAAUAGUGACAGUCAAAGUGUUACUAAAAAUUUGUUUUGCUAAGGAUGUUAUUCCAGCCAACUUUGUGUUUGGAGAUUCCUUGGUUGAUGCAGGAAACAACAAUUACAUUGCAUCAUUAUCAAAGGCUAACUUCGUCCCUAAUGGGAUCGAUUUUGGAGGUCCGACCGGUCGGUUCACCAAUGGUAGAACAAUCGUGGACAUCAUAGGUCAGGAAUUGGGUCUUCCAGGUUUCACUCCGCCUUACUUAGCCCCCACAGCUAGUGGACCAGUGGUUCUUCAAGGCAUCAAUUAUGCUUCUGGGGGAGGUGGGAUUCUCAACCACACUGGAAACAUCUUUGGUGGUCGAAUCAACUUUGAUGCACAGUUGGACAAUUUUGAAAAUACGAGGCAAGAUAUAAUCUCCACCAUUGGUGUUUCUGCAACUCUAGAGCUGCUUCAAAGCUCUCUUUUCUCGGUUACGAUGGGAUCCAAUGAUUUCAUCAAUAACUACUUUACACCCAUUGUCUCAGCUGAGGAGCAAAAAUUAGUCCCUCCACAAGUGUUUGUGGCCUCCAUGAUUGCAAGAUUCAAGCUACAGCUGACUAGACUUUACACUUUGGGUGCUAGAAAGAUUAUUGUGGUAAAUGUAGGCCCUGUUGGAUGUAUACCAUAUGAGAGAGACCUAAAUCCAACAGCUGGAACUAGCUGUGCUAGUCGUCCGAAUCAGCUGGCUCAGCUAUUUAAUACUGAAUUGAGGAAUCUUAUUAAAGAGCUCACCACAAGCUUGAAGGGUUCAAUUUUUAUGUAUGCUGAUGUUUACCGAAUUGUAGACGAUAUGAUACAAAAUUAUAGAGCCUAUGGUUUCGACAGCGGAAGCUUUGCGUGCUGUUAUAUCGCGGGUAGCUUCGGUGGCUUGAUCCCAUGUGGUCCGUCAUCCAAAGUUUGUCUAGAUAGAUCCAAGUACGUUUUCUGGGAUCCAUUCCAUCCUUCUGAUGCAGCCAAUGUCAUAAUAGCGAAACGUCUCCUGGAUGGCGACUCUAAUGAUGUUUUUCCUAUCAACAUUCGGCAACUUGCUAAUGUAUGAGAAAAAUUGAACUGAUAUCACAUAUUACAUGAUAAUUGUCAAGUGAUUCCCUUGGAAUUAAUGAUCA
This is a messenger RNA of Gossypium raimondii (Peruvian cotton), 1247 nucleotides long. RefSeq names its product GDSL esterase/lipase At4g16230. The record is from RefSeq and is a predicted model, not a curated record. The coding region runs from base 71 to 1180 and encodes 369 amino acids. The transcript is spliced from 5 exons. Lineage: Eukaryota; Viridiplantae; Streptophyta; Magnoliopsida; Malvales; Malvaceae. Gene Ontology annotation, molecular function: hydrolase activity, acting on ester bonds.